AAUGAUCUAACAUAGAAGUAAACAUUUUGAUCCUCCAUACUCCAUAACGAAAACAGUUUUGCGUAAAACAUUGUUUUAACAACGAUUUCCACCCUAUUUCGUUGCACGAGGGCUUAAUUAGUAUUUGAUUGAUACUCGACAGUUUAGAAAAAUCCUGUAAUCAUGGGUCGGAGGUCAAUAAAUACCACGAAAAGUGGAAAAUACAUGAACCCCACCGACCAAGCCAGAAAAGAGGCAAGGAAAAAAGAGCUGAAGAAGAACAAAAAGCAGAGGCAAGCUGUGCGGACGGCCGUGUUGAAAGGGAAGGAUCCGUCGCAGAUCAUUUACGAGCUGGAGAAAAUCGAUAACAUGGAAUUCAACGUUUAUCAGCCAUCGCCUCUGAAUGAAAAAGUUCUCAAGGACAAGAGGAAAAAAUUGAAAGAAACCUUCAACCGAGUCAUGAAAUUAUACAACAAAGAAGAUCCAGACAAGUGGGUUGAGAUGAGGAAAUUGGAGAUGGAGUACGACAAGAGGCGGGCGCUGCUAAUUCAGUUUUAUGAGAGCGUCAAGUAUGCCCAGAACGUGUCCGUGAAUGAAAUCCCACUGCCAAGCAUCAACAUACCGGACAGCAUGACGUCUAGCAUUCCUCUACCAACAGACAUGCCGUCGUCCAUCGUUCAUGGCAUAUUGAAGAAAACUUCAGCUUAUGGGAUAAUUGAUGGACAGUGUCCUGGUGUUCCUCCAGGCCCUCCACCUGACUUGUCUGCUGAGGACGACGAAGGAAUCGAUGCAGAAGAGGCAAUGGAAGCUGUUAUAGAAGAGCGACCUAGGACUAUUAGAUUUGCUGAGGACAAAUCCGAAGAAGAUUUGGUUCCUCCGGCAACAGAGGACGUUGAACUGCCUAAUAGCUCGAAACCACAGCCGACAGCCUUGCAGCAAAAAAUGCUACAAAUGGCUGGGCAGGAUAUUGACGAGUUCAUGAAAGAGAUGGAGGAGGUUCACCGGAAGAGAGAGCAAGACAGACAGGCUGAUUUAAAUACCAGAAUAUCGAGGCUAGAAUCCGAGGACAAACCUGUGGAUGAAGUUCCAAAGUCCAUCCCUGGCAUGAUUGCUCCACCUCCGCCACUGAUGUACAGGCCUAUGAUGAGGCCCAUGAUCCCGCCACCCCCUGGCAUCAGAAUGCCACCUGGUCCUCCACCCACGAGGCCAAACAUACCACCACCGCCUCCGGGAAUGAGAAUGGGCAUGCGAAUGCCUCCUGGUCCUCCUCCAGGCAUGCCACCGAGAAUGCUCGGAAACAUGCCGCGGCCGCCCGGUGUGCCGCCUCCGCUCGGAAUGGUGCCGCCCCCACCAGGUGCCAAUCCCAACGUAUUGUCUGCCGCCCCUCAGCUUAUCACAAGGCAGCAACCUACGGAGUCGACUUCCAAGAAACAGGGCGCCACCAUUGAGGCUAAACCUCAGAUCAGAAAUCUGAGUGCUGACAUCACUCGAUUCAUGCCCAUGUCAGUAAGGGCCAGGAAGGACGAAAAGCCAGGAAAGAAGAGUGACUUACGAGCCGAAGCCAACAGCUAUGCAAGGGCUCAACUGCAGGCAGCUGCCGCAGCCCAUGCACAGGCCAGUGGCCAGAAUAAGGAUGAUGCUUACAUGCAGUUCAUGAAUGAAAUGUCAUCAUUGUUGUAGUUCUUUGUCAUUUGUAUCCAGGAUGUAUGAUUGAAUAAUAAUAAUUUACAAACAUUAUAAAA
Molecule: messenger RNA, 1721 nt
Organism: Neocloeon triangulifer
Lineage: Eukaryota; Metazoa; Arthropoda; Insecta; Ephemeroptera; Baetidae
Product: WW domain-binding protein 11
Exons: 9
Coding region: 163-1659 (498 amino acids)
Biological process (GO): mRNA cis splicing, via spliceosome
Cellular component (GO): spliceosomal complex
Source: RefSeq, a predicted model, not a curated record